CACACACACACACACACACACACACAGGCUGGUCAAUGACUUCAUCUCUGCCCGUCUGUCCGUCAGUCAGUCAUCUCUUUGUUGAUCAUCAUCACAGCGUCCGCGGCAGAACCAGAAUUUUGACGGCGCAGUUUUUGUUGAUUUCACAACAGAAGGAUUACAUUUGAACUUUUUAAAGGAGUUAUUGUUUGAAGGUAAUGGAGCAGAACAAGAGGGAGUGUGUGUCCUAAACUGCUGCUGCUGCUGCUCUCGCUCUCGUGUGCCAAAAUGGACGUGCACCGGCUCCAAGUGCUGCGUUACUGCCUCCCCCAGAGUGUUAGUGACUCGGGAUUGUUUUACAGCCACAUCGCUGCCAGUGAACAGAGUAUCUGCCAGGCGCGGGCCUCUGUGAUGGUCUACGAUGACGCCAGUAAGAAGUGGGUGCCCAUCAAGCCCGGGCAGCAGGGCUUCAGUCGCAUCAACAUCUACCACAACACUGCCAACAACACCUUCAGAGUGGUGGGCGUCAAACUGCAGGACCAGCAGGUGGUGAUCAACUACUCCAUAGUGAAGGGCCUGAAGUACAACCAGGCCACCCCGACCUUCCACCAGUGGCGCGACGCUCGCCAGGUCUACGGGCUGAACUUUGCCAGUAAGGAGGAGGCCACCACCUUCUCCAACGCCAUGCUCUUUGCCCUCAAUGUCCUCAGCUCGCCUGACAGUGGAGGUCCAGUCGUUCAGCGCCAAAAUGGGCCGUCCUCGGACGAAAAUGAGGCUCAACGGAGGAUGAUGGAGCAACAUCAGAUGCAGGCGCACAAGGAGAGGGAGCGGCGAACGUCGGGAUCAGUCGUUUCCACUCUCCAAUAUAAAGUCUCCACUCCUCCCUCCACCCAGACACUCCCCGAGUACAGACAGUACAGAGCUAGCACACUGCCACCCCUACGUGGGUCAGCCUCCUCCUCUCCCCCUUCCACCUCCUCCUCUCCUUCUCAGGAGAGAGAGGCAGCUAGGGACAAGGCCCAGCUCUCCUCACAGCUCUCCACCUCGCUCGCCUCAGCUUUUUCCCCCGUCCAGGGAGGAGUGAUCACGCAGGGCCGCCAGGUCCGUCAUAUCCCCCUUUCUCCUCCCACAGCAGCUCGCCACCUACUUCUACAUCAACAACAACAACAACAGGAAAUCAUGCUCCCCCCUAAACAUGGCACCUGGUCCGCCUCUCAUUUGCAGCAAAUGUACGCGCAGCUGCCCCCCGCCUCCUCCCCGCCCGUCAUGAUGGCUGUGACGGUGAAGCAGGGCUUGCCGCCGCAGCCCGUUCUCCCUGGCUCACCCCUCCCACCCCCGAGCACCAGGAUGAAGCCCCCACCCCACGACCAGGGCGCCAUGGCCGCCCCUCACCAGUUCGCCCAGCACCGCCCCACCCCUCAGACCAACGGCCAGCCGGACCUCCUACUCUCCUCAUUCACUCCCCACUCUGCGAGGCCGCCCCCAGCCUCCGCCAGGCUCCCACCGCCCGGCCCCACCCACAACCACAACCACAACCACCAGCCCCAGUACCCACCCACCUUUCACUCUCAGCAGCAUCUGCAACAGCCACCUCAUCAGCAGCAGCAGGUGUACCACCACCACCAGCAGCAUCAGCAGCAGCAUCAGCAGCAGCAGGCCCAGCCCCACACCAUCACCACUUCCUCCUCGCCCCCCUCUUGCACUGCACUCUCUGACGGGGGAUCGCCCAAGAAGACCCCCUCCCCCGUUCCCCUGCAGGCCCCCGUGGCCAUCAGCAGCCCUCCUGUCUCUGCAGGUCACCCUGCCAUGCUCUCUGUGGCGCCGCCUCCGGCUGUCGCCCCGGCUCCCCUCGCUGGGCCUCCAGCACCGCCUCCGCCACCGGGUCCACCACCCCCGAUGGCGGUACCCCCACCCAUGCCGCCUCCACUGCCCACCGGCGGGGGGCCUCCUGGGGGACCGCCGGGAGUCCAGCACCAACCCUCAGGACUGGCCGCAGCGCUGGCUGGAGCCAAACUACGGAAAGUACACAGGGAUGAAAGCAGUCCGCCCGGCUCCAGUGGCAAAAGUGACUCCAACCGGUCCAGUGGUGGCAGUGGUGGUGGUGGGGAGGGACUGAUGCAGGAGAUGAAUGCCUUACUAGCUCGCAGGCGGAAAGCGUCAGAGAAACCUGAUGAAGAUGACUCCGGUGGUCGGGGAUCGGGUCAGAACUCAACAGAUGCUGUGAAGAAGCCAUGGGAGCGAUCCAACUCUGCAGAAAAGUCCUCACUGGUGUCCAGAGUGAGGCCUAUCGGCAGCACGAGUGAAUCAGACACAGAGUUCGACAGGAUGAAACAGGAAAUCUUGGAUGAAGUUGUACGUGAAUUGCAUAAGGUGAAAGAUGAAAUAAUUAAUGCCAUCAGACAAGAAAUUGGCAGAAUCAGUACGUCCUAAUCUCACCCGAGCAACGGCACGGAGGAGAGCGAGGGGGAGGAGCUAGAGGAGGAUGGACAUGCGGACGCACGGACACGAGGACCAGGGAAUGUUCUCUCAAUGUUUCUGUGACCUCGCAAUAUGAGACGACGCAAGUUGCAGAGAUGUUGUGCCAACAUUUGAGUCUGCCGGACAGCAAACGCGGAAAGGGUAGAGGAAAGAGGAAAGAGAAACGGGACGGAUGGAGAAGAGCGACGAGCGGACUGAUGAACUCAACAGAGGAUAAGAAAACGAGGGGAUGGACAGACGUUUGUGCCGAGUUUGGUGUCGUGUUCCUCUCUGUGCACCUACGAUAGACUCAGUCAGCCCAGUGUUGCAGCUCUUUGUUCUCUGUUCAGUCUUAAAGAAGAAAAUACUUUUGUUUUCUAAGUUUUUACUGUUUUAUUAUUAUUAUUAUUAUUAUUAUUAUUAUUUAAAAAAAAACUGUGGUGACGACGACGAUGCUGUUGGCGACGAUGAGUAUUUUAAUAUUACAGAAGGAAAAAAGGAAACCUUGCACACCAUUUAUGUCAUGCUGUUUUAUUUCUUUAUUUCGUUUGGGUUUUUUUUUUCCCUUAACUAUUUGAUGACAACAAG
Molecule: messenger RNA, 3024 nt
Organism: Solea senegalensis (Senegalese sole)
Lineage: Eukaryota; Metazoa; Chordata; Actinopteri; Pleuronectiformes; Soleidae
Gene: evla
Product: Enah/Vasp-like a
Biological process (GO): positive regulation of actin filament polymerization; actin polymerization or depolymerization
Molecular function (GO): profilin binding; SH3 domain binding
Source: RefSeq, a predicted model, not a curated record